Messenger RNA from Sturnus vulgaris (Common starling), 1439 nucleotides. Its product is annotated as acyl-coenzyme A thioesterase 1-like. Gene Ontology annotation, biological process: fatty acid metabolic process; acyl-CoA metabolic process. Lineage: Eukaryota; Metazoa; Chordata; Aves; Passeriformes; Sturnidae. Gene Ontology annotation, molecular function: fatty acyl-CoA hydrolase activity. The record is from RefSeq and is a predicted model, not a curated record.
UCACGGAGUCCCGGGACAGCCCCCGCCCAGGGACUCUCCUCCAUGGCCCCCUCCAUCCGCCUGUCGCCCGCCGCCCGCAGCCUCUUCGAUGAGCCGCUGGCCAUCGCCGUGCAGGGCCUCGGCCCGCGGCAGCAGGUCACGCUGCGAACGUCCUUGCGGGACGAGACCGGAGAGCUCUUCCAGGCCAGCGCCCGCUACCAGGCGGGCGACGACGGGGAGCUGGACCUCGCCCGCUGUCCUGCGCUGCCGGGAGGCAGCUUCUCCGGCCUGGAGCCCAUGGGGCUGCUCUGGGCUUUGCAGCCCCAGAAGCCUUUCUGGCGGCUGGUAAAGCGGGACGUGCAGAGCCCCUUCCUCCUGCAGCUGGAGGUGUUCGAGGGCCACGGAGAACGUCCCGGGCAGCUCCUGGCCCAGGCGCAGCACGAGCGGGCGUUCCUGCGGGACGGGGUGCGGAGAGUCCCGGUGCGAGAAGGGAGGAUCCGGGCGACGCUUUUCCUGCCCCCCGGAAGUGGCCCCUUUCCAGGAAUUCUUGACUUGUAUGGAACUGGAGGAGGACUCCCUGAAUACAGGGCAUGCCUGCUGGCCAACCAUGGCUUUGCUGUGCUGGCUCUGGCUUUCUACAGCUAUGAAGAUCUCCCCAAAGGGAUGAAGGAAAUCCACCUGGAAUAUUUUGAAGAAGCUGUAAACUAUAUGUUACAACACACCCAGGUUAAAGGUCCAGGAAUUGGUUUGCUUGGACACUCGAAGGGGGGUGACCUGUGCAUCUCCAUGGCCUCCUUCCUGAAGGGCAUCACAGCCACUGCCCUCAUCAAUGGCUCGGUGGCAAAUGUGGGUGCAGUGCUCCACUACAAGGACAUCACCAUCCCACCCCUUGGUAGCAAUCUAAAACGCGCCAAGAUCAACAAAUCCGGGAUUGCUGAUAUUAUUGAUGUACUCAACAACCCACUAGAAGGGCCUGACCAGCAAAGCUUUAUCCCUUUGGAGAAGGCUGAGUGUUGCUUCUUGUUCAUUGUUGGCCAGGAUGAUCACAACUGGAAAAGUGAAUUCUUUGCAGUUGAGGGGAGCAAACGUUUGCAGGCUCAUGGGAAAGAAAAGCCUGAGAUAGUCUGUUAUCCUGGAGCAGGGCACUACAUUGAACCUCCCUUUUUCCCAAUGUGUGCAGCCUCAAUGCACCUGCUAUUUGGCAAGCCUGUGAUGUGGGGAGGGGAGCCCAAGGCACACUGUGAGGCACAGAUAGAUGCCUGGCAGCAGAUCCAAGCUUUCUUUCGUAAACACCUCACAGGCAAGCCAUCUGAAACACCCAGUAAGCUCUGAUAGGAAUUAGGUUACUAUACAGAUGAAGAUGCUGGUUUUGUUAAAUUGUUUUGUUAAAAGGUUCAGAAUGAGAACAAGGAACAUCAGAGAAUAAGCUAUUAUUUCUUGGAGGAUGAUGGUGGGUGAAA